GGCGCCUUCGGGGCUUGUUUAUGCUUUCGCUCCACACAUGUUCGUUGUCGGGAUACGUGUACCGCAGAUUGUAGCUCGUUGCCUGUAUUCUCCGGCCCUCGUGUCGCUGCCAUGAUCCCAAUCCCGGUGGUUGUGUGUGUGCUUGGAGGCUGGUGUGCGGUUUAUCUGGUGGACACGCUGCUCAGGUCGUCUCAUGCCGUGAGGAGCAGCUAUGAGUCGUGGCUGUCUGCCAGCGGAUUGUCGCUGUCCCCCUUUCACGUCCGAUGGCACACGAGUGUGUUCAACCGCCUGUUCGCCCGGUGUGCACUCCUCAACCCGCGCUUCCUUUACGUAUGGUUUACAGCUGGGAUGGUGUUUGGGAUUGUGGCCAUGUUUGGCUCUGUGGUGCUGUUGGGUAGGACUCUUCUCCAGACUCUCAGGCAGAUGAUGAGCGAGACUCCUGAGGGCUCCCACGAGCAGGUGCUGCAGGUGGUGGUGCCUGGCGUGAACCUGCCUGUCAGCCAGCUGGCCUACUUCUUUGUUGCUAUUUUGGUCAGUGGUGUCAUACAUGAGUUUGGCCAUGGGGUGGCAGCACUGAGAGAGCAAGUGAGGCUUAACGGAUUUGGCAUGUUCAUGUUCGUGAUCUACCCGGGUGCGUUCGUAGACCUGUUCACCACCCACCUGAACCUCAUCUCCCCUGUGCAGCAGCUGCGGAUAUUCUGCGCCGGCGUGUGGCACAACUUUGUGCUGUGUGUGGCGGUCGUGUGCCUCCUCCUCCUGCUCCCGCUCCUCCUGUUUCCUUUCUACUACACCGGCGCAGGGGCCCUCGUCACGGACGUGGUGGAGGGCUCUCCAUCCAGUGGGCCUCGUGGGCUGUUUGUGGGGGACCUGGUCUCUUGGGUGGAGGACUGUACCGUGCGGGGCGUGGAGGACUGGCACUCAUGUCUCCAGCAUGUCGCCCACCAGCCCCAAAGUGGCUACUGCGUCCACGGCGCUGACCUCCGCCUCAACCAUGCCGCCGGAAGAGCUUUUAGGCGCCUCGAUGGGACUGUGGAGUGCUGCAGUAACAGCAGCCUGACUGACCUCUGCUUCACCUACCGCAAUAACCUAGAGAGCAAACAGUUUGCCUGCCUGCCGGCAAGAAAGACCAUCCAAGCGAGUUGGACGUGCCACACCAACACAGAUUGCCAGAGAGGCUCCCCCCCGAGCCUGUGUGUAAUCCCCUCUCUGGAGAACCAGACUCGCCUGAUACGGGUCAAGCAUCCGCCCCAGGAGGACAUGCUCUUCGUGGGCUACCCCUCCCACCUGCAGUUCUCAGUGAGUCUAACCAACUUUGUGCCUCGCCUGGCCUUUCUCCAUCUCCACCUGCCUGUGAUGCUGGAGACCCUGUGCAAGUACUUGGUGUCGCUGUCAGGGGCCCUGGCAGUGGUGAACGCAGUUCCGUGCUUCGCGCUGGACGGUCAGUGGAUGCUGAGCGCCUUCCUGGAGGCCUCGCUCGGCACGCUGCUCCCGGAGAAGAACAGCCGAGAGCUGCUGGGCUUUUUCAUCCUGCUAGGCGGCAGCGCCCUGCUGGCUGCCAACGUGGCCCUGGGAUUAUGGAUGGUCACGGCACGAUGACGGAUGGGCACCUCCUCCAAACUGCGGUGUUACGGGGGAGGGGUUUGUUUUAGUGACUCUUUCAGACGAGUAAGAUUUGCGUGAAAUGUUUAAAGUGGUGGAGGCUGACUCCCAGCACGCAACACGAGCAGAGUGAGACUAGUGGAGUACAGCAGGGUGUCUGUGCCCGUCUGUCCCACAUCCACGCUGAUGAGUUGUGAUGCGGGAGUGUCCGGAGCACUCAGACACGGCAUCUCAGGGGAGACCCAUUAUGGACCAUGAUCUCUAACCUAGUGCCUGUGAAGAAUGACCCUCUGGACCCCACACACACACACACACACGUUAUUUUUAAACGCGUACAUCAUGUAUGCGGUUCUUCUUCACAGUAAAGGUUCUUCAGUAUGUUCGUUCUUAUAUUUGCCACUGCAACCACGAUGCCACAUUCCAAAGUGUGAGACAUUGUUUCACUACACAGACAUGUGUAAGAGAAUAUAAUACUUGAGCAUCUAAUAUUGCUUUAUUCAUCCAAUGAUUUUUUUUUUUUUUUUACUUGAUUAUUCAUAGCAAUAUAUCUAUAGUAUCUUGGUUGUUUGUUUGUUUUUUUUGUUUUUGUUUUUUUUUUACAUCAUAUUUACAAUCUAUACAAUCAAAUUGAUGGGUUUUUCUGAACCAGAAUUCUCUCUUGUAAAUAUCAUAUUUGCAUAAACAUGAUGUUGAGUUGUUUCUCUUUACUGUGAUCUCUCACAGUAAGCCCCACCUUGCUUUAAAUAUGGGCAAAUAAGUUUCCACUACAAGCUAUAGUCCUGCAUAAUAUAGUGAUUCAUCCUGAGACGGCCUGUCCUAGGAUGCGUCUGCUCGGAGCAGGAAGGUCUUUGAACUGCAGUAGAACGUCGGGACGUGUUCGGUGUCAGACACAGAGCCGUGACUGUGGCCGUCAGCCCUGUUUACAGACCAGCAGAUAAAGUGCUGUUAACUUUGUCCACACUGGUUCCUGCUGCCAGGGGGAUGGAGCAGAGGUGUAGGGCGGUUAGUGGGCGGCGCCUGUCGGGGUGUGGUGGAGCACAUCUCAGCCUUCAGAGGUGUAGCUGACCCUUCAUUUCAUCUCUCUUCCUCCCUGGACUUUAUAAGAUCAUAAAUAUGCCUGCUGGAUUAUAGGACACUUAUUUUUAAUGGACGGUGCACGGUCAAGCUAAUGACUGAAGCGCAAAUUUGGAAGCAUCAUGAGCAUUUGCAGUUAAUAUAAACGGAGGAGUGUACUGCUAUACUUUGCCGCAAAGUGGAUUAAGUGUUUUGUGACUUUGUGAAGCUAGUUGAUGGCGAUAUCCUUGAAUGUCAUUUAUGGUUUGACAACGGUAAUGAUGAUGAUGAUGAUGGCUCCAAUGUGCCUGUUUCUUUUGGUGGAACCGUCAUACUCCCCUGUGCUGUGAUGAGUUCUGAGAGCUUCUGUUUUUGGUUUUCUGGAGGUUUUGUCAUUUGGAAGAUGCUACAAGAUACUGAAACAUGAUUUGACGUAAAAGCAUUAAGCACCUGUAACAGUAAUAUACGAUGAGAUCUGCAAAAAAAAAAAAAAAGUACUUUUUUUUAUUAUGUAUGGGAAAUUUCACAUACAUUGCCCAGUUUUGUCAGUGCUAGCAAGUGAAUCAAAAUGUAAACCAAAAUAUACAUUCUAGUCAUAUAGUGAUACUAUGCUUUCUAGGUCACAUGGGAUUUAAAUUCUUGUGGUAGACUACACUUGCAGUGAUUGAUGUCAACCACCAGGUGGUAGUGUUGUCAUAAACCAUACAGGGGCAGUGUGAGGAUUUUAUCGACUUGUUAUGCAUCUGCCAAAGUGCUGCCACCCGAAUCAAAAGGAUCUAACCUAGAUAAGAUGAGGCAACAUACUAUGCAACAUUGGUGUCUCAUAAGAGUCUGCCAAGCUGUUGUGAAAUACUGAACCUCCAAUAUCAGCCCGGUCCACCAAGUCUGUCUCUCUGUCCUUAGCUUGGCCUUUGCUGUGCAGGUUUAGACUGCUCACUUCACACCCACACAGCCCUGUACACUUGUACGGUUAUUUGUGGCUGUCAGCUACUGGAUGAUGGAUUACAGGAAGCUGGGAAGUGAUUCAUCUUGUCCUUUGUUAUAUGGUACCUCCUACGCUGGUGUAGCUCUUCUGUCCCUGGAGGCCCCUGUUUAAGGACUGUGCUCGUCCCUCAUAAUGGACCGAUGGCCGUAAACAGCGCUUGGCGGGUCCCUCCCCUGGAGGCCAUGGCAUUUUUGGCCACUUCCUCCCGGGGUGGAGUGUGUGGUCAGUGCACGCCCCCAGCCCCCAGACUUGGACCAUGGCCGACCAUCGAGCUGCGUUAUUUCAAAAGGACGUAAUUAUACACGCAUGAGCUUUGGGUGGAGACGGAAGAUUACAUGACAUUGGCAACAUUGGUUGUGUGUGUGUGUGCGCGUGCUUCUGCUAAGUUUAGGAAGAUGGGCCCAUUUCUGGGUGUUGGGAGAUCUCGCAUAAGUUCCCAUACACUACCCUGAGUCCUCACUGUGUUUACUGGAUCAGCCCCUACUGUAGAAGAGCUCAGGAAACAUGCUACAAGUUUCCUGGAAUCUUGGUCAAAUGUUCCAUUAAAUGUUUGACUGACUGUGUUUGAAAGUUGGGGGGUGGUGGUGAGCUGAUGUGAGUUGCUGAUUCACUGUGCACGUGUUUUUUAAUCUUCUUUGCAUUCUGAGUAUUUGUUUCCCCCCAGCAUGGUCUGAUUACUAUUUAAUCAACACCUCUGUCAUUUACUCAGGAACAGAAACAAAUCUAAAUGCAGUAUGUAAUAUCAGGCUAGACACACACCCCCACCUUACCCACUCCUCUCUCUCUGUCUGUCUACAAAGCCAUUCCUGCCAUGCUAUAUUCAGAGUUUUUCUCCAUCUGUCUGGGUUCAUGAUAAUAAUUAUAUUUGAUAACAGUGAGUAAUGUUUUUUAAGGCCCUCUUCCUUGUCUUGUCUGUGCUUGAGUGUGUGUGCAUGCAUACAAAUGCUUGUCCAUAUAUAACUCUUUGCUGUUUAGUAAACAUGUGACAUGCAUAAAUUUACCCUGAAGGUAUAAAUGAUCUAUUAUUAGCGCUGUAAUGGAUGCCUGCUGAGA
This is a messenger RNA of Electrophorus electricus (electric eel), 4690 nucleotides long. RefSeq names its product membrane-bound transcription factor peptidase, site 2 (gene mbtps2). NCBI's taxonomy places the organism in Eukaryota, Metazoa, Chordata, Actinopteri, Gymnotiformes, Gymnotidae. Gene Ontology annotation, molecular function: metalloendopeptidase activity; protein binding. Gene Ontology annotation, biological process: regulation of response to endoplasmic reticulum stress; membrane protein intracellular domain proteolysis. The record is from RefSeq and is a predicted model, not a curated record. Gene Ontology annotation, cellular component: membrane; cytoplasm.